AUGUCUUCACUUCAAGAAUUGGAAGCUCGUCAUCAACAAGAAAUUAAACAACUCGAAGAGGAGAGAGAAGUGGAAUUACAAAAGCUCUCCGGAGCAGCUGCAAAGAAAAAGUACGAAAACAAAUGGAAGGAACGUAUGCAGCAAUUAAAACAAACUCAUGAAACUGAGUUGUGGGAGGCUAAAAUGUCCAGUACUGUUGGUGAUGAUGAUGAGGAUGAAGAGGAGAAACAUGAUGAAAAGACGAAUGGUGGAGCUUCCAGUAAACAAUCGGCUCAAGCAAAAAAAGAAGAGGAAGAGAAAAAGAAAGCCGAACAACGAAAACAGAAAAACGCCAAGAAAAAACAAAAGAAAGUUCAAAAGCAACAAGAACAACGAUUACAGGCUCAACAAGAGUUUUUGAGUGAUGGCGGAGUUUCUCAGAGGGAUAUUGAAAUUCAAAGGAUUCAACAAUAUUUUGAAAAUAAUUGGUGCAUUCAUGAGAUUGAUUCCGAUGGUCAUUGUUUGUAUCGAUCUCUUGCAGAUCAAUUGAACAUUAAUUUAAAAGAUACCACAAAUCCAUAUACAAAGGAUUUAUUAAUACGAGCAAAUAACGAGCUCUCAGAGAAGAAUAAGAGAGAAUUGAAAAAUUUAUCAUCAAGCACAGGUUUUACGUAUCUGCAUUUGAGAAGUUUAAUUGCAAAUCAAUUGAGAAGAAAGGCAGAUGAUUAUUUUCCAUUUGUUAUGGACGUUUGUGAAACCAUGGAUCAAUAUGCGGACACAGUAGAGCAUAGUAGUGAGUGGGGAGGUCAAGUAGAAAUUCAAGCCUUCCUUGAUUUAUGUCAGGAACAGUAUGUCCUGAAAAUUGUUCAAGACAAUGGUAUUGUGACAAUGGGAAGCAAUUCGAAAUCACAAACACCAGAACAAUCCAAUCUGAUCGUGACCUAUCACAAGAAGUAUUAUGCUCUCGGUGAGCACUACAAUAGCAUUCGGAUUGCUCCUCUUGUCCCUGCAGAAUAA
Molecule: messenger RNA, 996 nt
Organism: Naegleria fowleri
Lineage: Eukaryota; Heterolobosea; Eutetramitea; Acrasida; Naegleriidae
Exons: 1
Coding region: 1-996 (331 amino acids)
Biological process (GO): protein deubiquitination
Molecular function (GO): cysteine-type deubiquitinase activity
Source: RefSeq, a predicted model, not a curated record